Molecule: messenger RNA, 153 nt
Organism: Lytechinus variegatus (green sea urchin)
Lineage: Eukaryota; Metazoa; Echinodermata; Echinoidea; Temnopleuroida; Toxopneustidae
Exons: 2
Source: RefSeq, a predicted model, not a curated record
UCAUCACCACCAUCUUCAUCAUCAUCACCACCACCAUCAUCAUCAUCAUCAUCAUCAUCAUCAUCAAUACAAAACAAAAUAACUCCCUCCCCAAUACAAUUACAUAUUUACAACGCUCAUGAAAUAAUUAAUUGGCCAACUAAAAAAUACUGA